This is a messenger RNA of Thalassophryne amazonica, 1779 nucleotides long. RefSeq names its product neuronal acetylcholine receptor subunit alpha-7-like. Gene Ontology annotation, cellular component: synapse; neuron projection; postsynaptic membrane. The record is from RefSeq and is a predicted model, not a curated record. The transcript has 10 exons. NCBI's taxonomy places the organism in Eukaryota, Metazoa, Chordata, Actinopteri, Batrachoidiformes, Batrachoididae. Gene Ontology annotation, molecular function: acetylcholine-gated monoatomic cation-selective channel activity; transmembrane signaling receptor activity. The coding region runs from base 1 to 1542 and encodes 513 amino acids. Gene Ontology annotation, biological process: monoatomic ion transmembrane transport; nervous system process; regulation of membrane potential.
AUGAACAUCCUAAUGCUUUGCUGCUUCAUCCAAGGCUCGCUGCAGGGUGUGUAUCAGCGACGCCUCUACAAAGAACUGAUGAAGAACUACAAUCCUCUGGAGCGGCCGGUCGGCAACGACUCCCACAGCCUGACUGUCCAGUUCAGCUUCAGCCUGCUGCAGAUCAUGGACGUGGAUGAGAAGAACCAAGUCCUGACCACCAACAUAUGGCUGCAGCUGUACUGGACAGAUUAUUACCUGCAGUGGAACAUGUCUGACUAUCCAGGAGUGACCAACGUCCGGUUCCCCGAUUAUCAGAUCUGGAGGCCCGACAUCCUGCUGUAUAAUAGUGCUGAUGAAAGGUUUGACGCCACCUUCCACACCAACAUCCUGGUUAAUUCCUCUGGUUACUGCCAGUACCUGCCACCAGGAAUAUUUAAGAGCACCUGCUACAUCAAUGUCCGCUGGUUUCCGUUCGAUGUGCAGCGAUGUGACCUGAAGUUUGGCUCGUGGACUUAUGGUGGCUGGUCUCUGGACCUGCAGAUGGUCCACGCUGACAUCACCGGAUACAUCGCCAACGGGGAGUGGGACCUUGUAGAGGUUCCAGGACGGAGAAAUGAGCGUUUCUACGACUGCUGUAAGGAGCCUUACCCUGAUGUAACCUUCACGGUGGUGAUGAGGAGGAGAACGCUUUACUACGGACUCAACCUCCUCAUCCCCUGUGUCCUCAUCUCCACCCUCGCACUCCUCGUCUUCCUCCUGCCUGCUGAUUCUGGAGAGAAGAUCUCCCUGGGUAUCACCGUGCUGCUCUCUUUAACCGUCUUCAUGCUGCUGGUCGCUGAAAUCAUGCCGGCAACGUCUGACUCUGUUCCACUUAUAGCCCAGUACUUUGCAACUACCAUGGUGAUUGUGGGUCUGUCUGUCAUCGCCACGGUUCUGGUUCUGCAGUAUCAUCACCACGAUCCGGAUGGCGGACACAUGCCACAGUGGGUUCGAGUGAUUUUGUUGAACUGGUGCGCCUGUUUCCUGCGGAUGCGACGUCCCAGUGCGACAAAGGUUCGUGUGGCGUGCCACAACACCACCAGACGUCGGCACGGCAGCCUGUCCAGCCUCGAGCUUAGCGUCAGUCAGGCAACGCUGCAGCAUCACCCACAGGUAACCAACGGUAACCUCCUCUAUGUAGGCUUCCGCGGCAUUGAGGGCUUACACUACGCCUCAUCAGCUGAACCGGAAUGCCUCUGCUCGCAGUUGGUAAGAGGGAGUGUGAGUGAGGAGGAGGUGCUGAGAGAAGGAGCAGCUGGAGUUGGAGGGAGGGGCCGAGCCGCGAGCUUCACGCUGGAGACAGAGCUGAACCAGAUCCUGGAAGAGGUCCGCUACAUUGCCAGACGUUUCCGCGGACAGGAUGAGGAGGAGACAGUCUGCAGCGAGUGGAAGUUUGCUGCGGCGGUAAUCGACCGGAUGUGCCUGGUGGCUUUCUCACUCUUCACCAUCCUGUGCACCAUCGGCAUCCUCAUGUCAGCCCCCAACUUUGUGGAAGCCAUUUCGAAAGACUUCUUCAGCUGAGGAGGAGAGCGACGGGAAGACCGACAUGAGUUGUGGCGGAGGAGGUAAAGACUCUUACCGUCAAGGAACCGUUCUUCACUGGGUGUUUUCAACACCAUUCCAUUGUUCUGGAUUGUGCAUUUUCACAUUAUUAGCUUAAAAGAGAACGUUAGUGACUUUAUGUCAUUUACAGCAACACCUUGUGGUGAGGUUUCAGAUUGCAACCCAACCAAUGCCCUACACGUGGUGAGAAAGUCG